Molecule: messenger RNA, 333 nt
Organism: Penicillium mononematosum
Lineage: Eukaryota; Fungi; Ascomycota; Eurotiomycetes; Eurotiales; Aspergillaceae
Product: Dabb family protein
Exons: 3
Coding region: 1-333 (110 amino acids)
Source: RefSeq, a predicted model, not a curated record
AUGUCGAUUACCCAUAUCGUUCUUUUCCAGUUCAAAUCAGAAGUGGCCGCUGAGGAUGUCCGCGAUGUCUGUGAACGUAUGCUUGCUCUCAGGGACAGUUGCCUCCAUCCCACUUCACAGCAGCCCUAUAUCCAAUCGGCGUCUGGUGGGAAGGACAACUCUCCUGAAGGCAUCCAGAAUGGGAUCACACACGCAUUUGUCCUAGAGUUUGCGUGUGCCGCAGACCGAGACUAUUAUGUCGAAAGCGAUCCGGUCCAUCUCGCUUUCGUUGAAACUCUUGAUGGGCUCCUUGAGAAAGCACAAGUCGUUGACUUUACCGAUGGAGUUUUCUAA